Rana temporaria (common frog) is the source of this 2788-nucleotide messenger RNA. RefSeq names its product homeobox D10 (gene HOXD10). Gene Ontology annotation, molecular function: RNA polymerase II cis-regulatory region sequence-specific DNA binding; DNA-binding transcription factor activity, RNA polymerase II-specific. Gene Ontology annotation, cellular component: nucleus. The coding region runs from base 1191 to 2204 and encodes 337 amino acids. The transcript is spliced from 2 exons. The record is from RefSeq and is a predicted model, not a curated record. NCBI's taxonomy places the organism in Eukaryota, Metazoa, Chordata, Amphibia, Anura, Ranidae. Gene Ontology annotation, biological process: regulation of transcription by RNA polymerase II.
UCUCUUUUAGGAAAUAAUCUAUUUAAUCAAUAUUGACAUCUUAAGGUUAGGAAAUUUCAUAUAUAACACGUAGUUACUGGUGCCUUCAACCAUAUAGUUUAGGUCACCACAACCCCUGGGCUUUUACUAUUUGACAGUUUGUGUUAAAACAAACAGAUGACCUUUUUUUAUUUUUUUUAUUUUUUGCUUGCAGUCAAAAACCAAUGAGAUAUUUUUCCAUAAUUCAUAUUGAGAACGCCAUUAUGCUAAAUUUCGCCCAUGAAUCUUAUCCUUUAGUAAGUUUCGAUUGAUUUGUUAAUAAAACAUCUGACCGUGUGUGGUAACAGUGGGUAUAACUCUUUAAAAAGCAACAGUAGCAAAAAAAAUAAAAAAUGUCUAACGGUGUUAGGAAUGCAGAUGAGGGGGAUAUUGAUCGUUCUUGAUUCUUUUUAAUAUGUAUUAAUAAAUUCCACAACCUUUAGACUGCCAAGGAUGAAAGCAUUUACUCAAUGCAUGCAUUGGGGGGAAAAAAACAGAAUUUCUUUCUUGGCAUAGGUGUAAAAGUGUGUGUGUGAAAGUAAUAUCUAAAAAAAUAUUGUUACUUUUAUUGCUCAUGUUGUUCUGUAAACUUUAAAAAAUGUGGCGAAGUUAAUGCUCUAUGGGCUGUAGGAAGAAAAUGUGUUUCCUAAAAACUCUGUUGCCAUUCAUUUACAAGUCUUGGAGUCCUUUGGGUCAGCAGACUCUUUCAUUUGAAUAUAAAGCAUUAAAAGAAAAGGGAUUGCUGAAUUUUUUGAUCUACUGUAUUUCUAAUUUUUAUACUGUUGAUUCUGUCUGCUUUGUCACCGCCUUAUAAGAGUAGCUAAGGUAUUUAGCUGUCAAAAAAGGUUUAUUUUUUAUUUAUUUUUGCGAUGGUAUAUUAAAAAAAUAACCUUAAAUCAGCGCAGUGCGCCAGGCUGCCAUAGAAGAACAGUUGGCUAGCACUUUCUUCCUGACUUCGUAGAUGUCGCUGUUGACCAUAUUUGAGCUGCAGCCCAAGCUGGCCACGGACCAUGUGACCUGCAGGGAGGUAGCAGCUCAAGGCCAUUUUCAAAUCUCAUUGGCUUACUUGUCAUGUGGUUGUGCAGAGGCAUCCACAAUUACACAGGGAAUGUUUUCCUAGAGAUGUCAGCCUACAAAGGACACAAUCUCUCUUCUUCAAAUUCCUCCCCAAAAUGUCCUUUCCAAACAGCUCUCCUGCUGCAAAUACUUUUUUAGUAGAUUCUUUGAUCAGUGCCUGUAGAAGUGACAGUUUCUAUUCUAACAACGCCAGCAUGUACAUGCCACCUAGCUCAGACAUUGGGACUUAUGGGAUGCAAACCUGUGGACUGCUACCAUCUCUGGCAAAAAGAGAAGUCAAUCACCAAAACAUGGGUAUGAAUGUCCAUCCCUAUAUACCUCAAGUAGACAGUUGGACAGAUCCGAACAGGUCUUGCCGAAUAGAGCAACCUGUUACACAACAGAUCCCCACUUGUUCCUUUCCUACCAGUAUUAAGGAGGAAACCAAUUGCUGCAUGUAUUCAGAUAAGAGAUCAAAAGUCAUUUCUUCAGAAGUGCCAUCAUACCAGAGGCUCGUCUCUGAGAACUGUUCUGUUGAGAACUCUGAGGUCCCCGUCCCAGGAUAUUUUAGGCUGAGCCAGACCUACGCCAGUGGGAAACCCCAAGAGUACAAUAAUACCCAAGAAACCAGUUCAUCCUUAAUGUUACAGCUAAACCCCCGCGGCAGCUCCAAACCUCAGCUAUCUUCUCCACAUCAGAUGGAUAAGAAAAUGAAUGAAAACCCGGGCAGCCAAGACUCUUCCAAAGUGUCUGCUGGGGAAAGUCCUGAGACCAAAUCUGCCCUGCAGGAGGAUAGAAGUUGCCUGGCUGAGGUGUCUGUGUCCAGCCCAGAAGUACAAGACAAGGAAAGUAAAGAAAUCAAGUCUGACACUCCAACAAGCAAUUGGUUAACUGCAAAGAGUGGCAGGAAGAAGAGGUGCCCGUACACUAAACACCAGACACUGGAGUUAGAGAAAGAAUUCUUGUUUAAUAUGUAUCUGACGCGAGAGCGCCGCCUAGAGAUCAGUAAGAGCGUGAAUCUCACUGACAGGCAGGUCAAGAUCUGGUUUCAAAAUCGCAGAAUGAAGCUAAAGAAGAUGAGCAGAGAAAAUCGAAUUCGUGAACUGACCGCUAAUUUGACUUUUUCCUAAAGCCCACCAAACUGGGUUAAAACGUUUUGUCACAGCAUCAGCCAUUGCUCAGAAGCAGGAGAGACUAUUGGAACCAUAUCACAUCAUUUCCUGUGAUCUAGAAUGUGAUUUUCGUCAUUUUUUUUAGUGCUGCAAGUGUCUAUAUGUACUUCCAUAAGUAUAUAAAUAAUAAUUAAAGAUCUAGCACAUGUAAUUUAUUUUUUUUCACCGUAUGGCAGGGUACAAUGAAGAAAGUUUAUCAUGUCGUCUUAAAUUAUUUGGACUGUUCAAGAUAUCCAAGCAAUGUGACUUUUUCAUGUUUUUACUAAAAUGCUUUUUCUGUAUGUUACUUUAUGGACCUUGACAUUUUAACCUUCAUGACUAUUCUUAUUGACUUUCGGGGGAAGAAAAAGCACAUUUUCUGUAAAUGUCUGCUCCAAAUAAGUGCGAAAUAGCUGCAAAUAUGUUUGUAAAUGUGUAGUUGAUUUGACUCGUAAUCCUUGUAGAAGUCUCCUUGUGAUAUGUGGUAAUAUCAUUGAGACAGCUCUGUGUCCAUACCGUGCAUGAUCUCUGCAUGUCUUAUGCAAUAAACUGUCUGAACGCUU